ACUUUCAAGUGACAGUUACUAAAAUUUAUUCUACGACUGUAAUCUGUGAUAAAUGUCGUCAAUCAUCAUUCAAAUUAUUUGUUAUUUAUUUAUUAUUAUAUAAAAACAAAACAGUACAUCAAUAACGUGGCAAUUUCAUAUAGCAACUAUUUCUUAUCCACUAAAUGAAUUUUAUUGCCACGCUUUACUGUUGAAUGAUCUUAUUGCUGAAGUUAUCAUGAAUACAGGAUCUCCAGAUAAUGUGUUUUACGAAGAUGUACCUGAAGGAAAUCUCAACGAAGAUUUUUUUUGUACUGAAAAGAUUGUUCCCAGAAAGAUAAAACCACAAAACAUUGUAAUAAGAUUAAUGAAUAGAGAAAUUUAUGGCUCUCGAAAGCCAGGAUCACACUUCCAUGUUGUGCGUGAAUUUUACCAAAACGUUUUCCCCAAUUUAACUAUUGUAAAUGUAGAAAAGCCCCCUUGUUUUCUUCGGAAGUUUAGCCCUGACGGCAAACAUUUUAUAGCAUUCUCAGCAGAUCAAACAUCUCUAGAGAUUUACGAAUAUCGAGGAGCUGCAGCAGCAGGUGAUUUGGUUGCAGGUUAUCCUUCAGACCUGUUGAAUGCAGAUGCUGAUGCACAUCACAGAAUAAGAACACAUAUAUUUUAUAGAUUUUUUAAGCCUAAAUUUACUGUAAAUGUGUGCCAACAAAGAAUAGUUGGAAGACAUGAGCGAAAUGGUGGGCAGCUCCCACUCAUGGAACAGCAAUUGAAUAGGGAAUGUAGUCUUUUUACUGAAGAUGGCAGAUAUGUCAUUGUGGGAUCAGCAGCUCAUAUUCCUGAUGACUUACGCCCACACUUUUACAACAUACACAGCAAUAAUGAAGCUGUUACACCAACUAUUAGAUCAGCAUUAGAAGACUACUCGCUGCACUUAGUUGACCUACAUCAUGGGAAAUUAUGUGAUACUAAACAUUUUAGAACUGACAAAAUUUAUCUCUCACACAAUCAGGGUAUCUAUUUGUAUAAAGAGGUUUUAGCUGUACUCUCAGUACAACAUCAGACUAUUCAUCUCUUCCAAAUAGUGGAAGGCAUGUUGAUAGAAAUAAGAAAAAUAGGAAGAUUUUGUUAUGAUGACGAUCCAUUUAUAGUGAGUUCUGUCUUUGCACCUAUACUAAAUGAGAGACCAUUCCAUGAAGAAACAAUUAAUAGUUUAAAACAUAGACUUCUAGUUUUUCUAUUUAAAAGAGCCAAAUUUAUCAGUGAUGAAACAAAGGACCCAUUGGAACUUAGGAAGUUUUAUAAAUACUUUGAUAUGUUUAAAAGUUUAAGAAUGUGGAAAAUGCAACUAUUGGAUGAAGAUCAUCUUUUUAUCAAAUAUGCUAGCGAAGAGGUGGUAACCCUGAGAGUUGCAGAACCUAACAGCCAAUCAUCUUUUUUUGUUAUUUACAAUAUCAGUGAAAGCAAAAUAUUAGAAGUAUAUGAAAACACAUCUGAAGGACUUUUACAAUUAUUUGAAAAUUACUGUGAUUGCUUCAGAAAUGCAAGAUUGUGUGCAGAUUCACAAUUUACAUGUUCACCAUCGAAUAACCUGUUUGCUAGGUUAACUCAACAGCGCUUCAAACAAACAAUAGUAAGGGCAAUUUAUGGCGGAAAAACAGAAGCAACUAAGAGAAUUUUAGCUCAAUUGCCAAUCAGUGCUCAGUCAUACAGUGGCUCCCCUUACUUGGAUCUGGGCCUAUUUAGUUAUGAUGACAAGUGGGUGUCAGUUAUGGAAAGACCCAAAGCAUAUGGGGAAUAUCCUAUUAGAUUCUACGCCCGCGACUCUGGAUUACUAAAAUUUAAAAUAUAUGCAGGAGUAUUGGGUCAAUCUGUUCCAGCGAGUGCCCGCAGGCUUGUUGCAUUUACAUUUCAUCCAACUGACCCCUUUGCAAUUAGUGUGCAAAGAACAAAUUCUGAAUACAUAGUCAACUUUCACAUAAGAAAUGCAGUUUUUAGUUGACAUCCUUUUAUAUAUGUUCUAUUUGAUGUCACUCAAACCAACAUUUAGGGCAUUAUUGUUUUUGUUAUGCAAAUUAUGUACAAUUAAAUUUUAUUGCGGUUAUGCAGUUUAGGAUUGAGUAUUGGAGAGCAUGUGUAUUAAUUUGAAAGUGUAAAAAUAUUUUAUUACGAGUUAUCGGGAUAGGAACUCUAUGCAAGUAACAUUGAUAUUAUAAAUUGCACUUAAAAACAUUCAACUAUUGGCAAAAAGUGAUUUCAAUCUACAGUACAUCAGACUACUAUACUGUCACUAUAAAGCGAGUUCCUGUCCUGUCAUAAAGAUUGAUUAAAUCCUAUUUAGGUUUUAUUUUUAAUAUGUUUGACAUAAAUGACAAUUAUUACUAUACUACAUACCAAAAAAAUGGUACAAAAAUCACACUAUUUAUAAUAAAAUAGCUGCAAGAUGUAAACCAAAACUAAUAGUAGUUCCUCCAUUAUUACAAUGCAGUUUAAUCAACCAUUUAAUAGUGGAUUUCAGAAUGAACAGUUCUGCCCAUAUUAUGCACCACGUAAGUUGUUAUGUACUCCGUAAAUGUGUAACAUUCAGCGAACAAAUG
Molecule: messenger RNA, 2573 nt
Organism: Pieris napi
Lineage: Eukaryota; Metazoa; Arthropoda; Insecta; Lepidoptera; Pieridae
Gene: abo
Product: DET1 homolog
Exons: 5
Coding region: 218-1978 (586 amino acids)
Biological process (GO): protein ubiquitination; positive regulation of proteasomal ubiquitin-dependent protein catabolic process
Cellular component (GO): cullin-RING ubiquitin ligase complex; nucleus
Molecular function (GO): ubiquitin protein ligase binding; ubiquitin-like ligase-substrate adaptor activity
Source: RefSeq, a predicted model, not a curated record